CAUGAUUAGCAGUUGAGUUAAAUCCAUAAUAAUAAUAACCUUUUAAAGAAACAAAACAAAACUUGGUAUAUUUAAUUUAGUAGUUUUAAGGAAAGAAAAGAGAGAGAGAAUGGCAUCAGAACAAGAGAGUAGGCAAGAUUUGGAUGCAAGGGCUAGGCAAGGUGAAACUGUUGUGCCUGGUGGUACUGGUGGCAAGUCUCUUGAAGCCCAAGAACACCUUGCUGAAGGAAGGAGCAGGGGAGGACAGACAAGGAGGGAGCAGCUAGGACACGAAGGAUACCAGGAGUUGGGCACAAAGGGAGGACAGACACGUAAGGAUCAGAUGGGUAGUGAAGGGUACAGUGAAAUGGGGCGUAAGGGUGGUCUAAGCACCAUGGAACAAUCUGGAGAGGAAAGGGCUCAGGAGAAAGGUAUUGACAUUGAUGAGUCCAAGUACCGUACUAAAUCUUAAUCUGCCUCGCCCAAGCCGCUGAUAAUGCACUAGCUUCCCCGCUUGCUGUUUCGUUAUUCGACCUUCUUAAUGGCCUUUUAAGUUGGCUCUGUAGUAUAGUCACAAAAUGACCGUGUGUUUUCGACGUAUGUAGAGUGAAUGAGUGAUGCUAUGGUUUUGUGGAGGGUUUUUAAGCUUUUUUCCAGCUUAGCGAGCUGAUUAGCUUUAUUAGCGUCGCUCUGGGUAGAAUGUAUUUACUUUCCUGAUUUUCUUUGUUGUGUAAUGUUUGCAAGUUAAUGUAAGU
Molecule: messenger RNA, 734 nt
Organism: Spinacia oleracea (spinach)
Lineage: Eukaryota; Viridiplantae; Streptophyta; Magnoliopsida; Caryophyllales; Amaranthaceae
Product: carrot ABA-induced in somatic embryos 3
Exons: 2
Coding region: 110-451 (113 amino acids)
Biological process (GO): response to abscisic acid
Cellular component (GO): cytosol
Source: RefSeq, a predicted model, not a curated record